Molecule: messenger RNA, 3139 nt
Organism: Thalassophryne amazonica
Lineage: Eukaryota; Metazoa; Chordata; Actinopteri; Batrachoidiformes; Batrachoididae
Gene: arhgap36
Product: Rho GTPase activating protein 36
Exons: 12
Coding region: 268-2109 (613 amino acids)
Biological process (GO): signal transduction
Source: RefSeq, a predicted model, not a curated record
CCCACCUGUGUCCUCCUGAUACUCUCAUUCCUCUCUCCCGUUUAUGUUCUGUCGCUCCUGGAUGCUCGGCCAGUAUGUGGCGCUCCUCCUCUUCUAUUUCUCUCUCUCUCGCUCUUCCCCCCCUCACUCUGUUUCUGUCUCGCUCGCCCGUCCUCUGUCAUUGAGCUCAGUGCUGUGAUGGGCUCAGAUCUGCAUAACGGAGACCCGAAAAGCAGUAGGAUCGAAGGGAUUUAAAUUCACUCACAGGGCGACCACACGUGGGCGACCAUGUUGGGUCAGAGUGUGCGGUUGCAGGUAGUCCCCAUCCAAAGUUUGUCUGAACUGGAGCGAGCCAGGUUACAGGAUGUGGCCCUGUACCACCUGGAAGAGAGGGACCUGGACUUCAAUAUCAGUAUUCCCAAAGAAACACGCAAACGAAGAAAAUCACUGCGAAGGAAGUUCGACUCCUUUUCAAAGGAGAAGAAAGAACGAGAAUCUGCACCAAAAGCUUUUGGCAUCUCGCUGUCCCAGGUCAUCGCCAACGACCAGGCGUACAAACGGCGGCAGGAUGCCCUGAAGGAGAGCCGACGUGACUGUCUGGACCUGGAAGCCAGCAUCCUACGUUUCCGCGAGGAGAAACGACAGUUCUUCAACUCGUCCCUCAUCGGAGGUGGUCCGGCUUCACCGCCUGCAAACUCGGUGGCACCGGCUCCAGUUUUUGAGGCGCAAAACAAGCCGCUGUCACCCACGUUCUUGGAGAACACGAGCCGAGGACAGCGGCGGGGGGGGCUGUCUGUCGACUCCAUCUCAGACCUUGUAGAUAGUCAGUCUCGUCUGCUGGAGGCGCUGCAGCUGUCCCACCCUGCUGAGCUGGAGCUGAAGAAGCCUUCAGAGGGGCGGACGCAGACCAAACUCAGCCUGAACCCAGUCUACAGACAGGUUCCCCGAGUGCUGGAGGGGUGCUGCAGCCACAUCGAGACGCAUGGUCUGCAGACUGUCGGCAUUUUCCGAGUUGGGAGUUCGAAGAAGAGGGUGAGACAGCUGCGGGACGACUUUGACAUGGGCGCGGACGUCCAGCUGGACGAGGAGCACAGCGUUCACGACGUGGCGGCUCUGCUCAAAGAGUUCCUGCGGGACAUGCCGGAUCCUCUGCUGCCCAGAGAACUUUACCCGGCCUUCCUGCACGCCAACCUGCUGUGGGGAGCAGACCAGCUUCAGUACCUGCAGCACCUCCUCUACCUGCUCCCUCCCUGUAACUGUGACACGCUGCUCCGCCUCCUCACCCUCUUACACACUGUGCAGAGCUACGCCCACGACAGCAUCGGAACGAAUGACGAAGAGAUUCCAGGGAACAAGAUGACGGCGGCGAACCUGGCCGUGAUCUUUGGGCCCAACCUCCUGCAGAGAGAACGAGGAGACGUCAGCCUGCACGCCAUGGGCAUCGAGGACAGCACAGCCAUCAUCAACGUCACGCUGCUGCUGAUUCAGAACUACAGGAGGCUCUUCACCGUGUCUGUGGAGCUGCAGCAGGAGGUCCUGAUGAGUCUGAUCCAGACCGACCCAGACGUCAUCGACUACCUCCUCCGCAGGAAACUGAGCAGCAACAGCCACGUAACUGCAGAGGGCAGCGGCGAGUCAGGAGGCCGUCGGGACACAGGAGUGUCUCUGGACUCGGUGGGAGCCUCCAGCGGCAGUUUGUCUCCACUACAACCUCCGUCACCGCUCUUCCCCCCCGACAGGAACAGGAGCGAGGGCAGCCUGAGCAGCGAGGUCUUCCUCAACGUCCUAAAGCUGAACCAGAACAGAAGGCAUCAAGGAUCCACAUACGGUUCUGAGGUCCCUCCCAGGAAAUCCAUCCACCACAUGCGGCAGUUCCACUCCCACCACAACCUGCUCAGCCUGGCCCAGUCCUCCAUCUCCUCCAAUCACGAGGUCCAGGAGCACCGGAGCUUGCUGGGUUCUGCGCUCAGCCUCACACUGGGCAUCAGCAGCCGCUCCAGUCUGAGCGGCUCAAACGAGAACAGUAUCUGGGUCAGACAGACGCCCCGGGAGGACAGCAAACCCUCACCCACCAGCAACUUCUGGGACUUCUUUACCGGGAAAGGCUCCAGCUUCGAGACGAUCGUAUGAUGACAGGAAACGCCAUCAACGCCCUUGCAGACUGUCUGACAGAAAACGUGGACAGCUUUUAAGCACCGUUUGCUCACACAAUAAAUGAAGCAACUCCUGAGAUUAUACGACAGUGGAUGGCGUAAAACUAGAUGUACAGAAUGUACACAUGAAGUAUUUUAUAUUCUUUAAGACUUCACAUUCAGAUCUGCUGAAACAUUUGACACCCAACACAGGCUCCAAAAUCCUGCUCUAACAAUACAAUAAAACUCCAUAGUACAAAACAAAUUUGCUUCAAUUACUUAUUCAAAACUUGACCAUUAAUACUGCUAACAUACUCAGAACCAGCUGUGAUUUAACUAAAUUUAGCAGCUACCAGUCUAAGAUCAUCUUCACAUUAGAUAUGCGAGGCCCCACCCAUUUUACUCCACUGAGCUGAUAAAUGUGUUUGCCUGCAAGCCUGGAUUUGUAGGUCAAAAAUGAUUGGAUCAGUGAAAUAAUUUACCACAGCCACUGAUGCAUUCUGGGAAACUGCAAAUAGUUUCUGAAGUCCAACUGAUCUUGUUGAGGCAUUAUACUGUAUUUCAAUCUAGAAAUGUGGAUUUUACUUCUGUCUCUUGUAGCUAAUGUGACCAAGGGGUGAUGGGGUCCCAGCAAUGCUCUGACAGCAUUAUUUACAAUAAUGGACAAAUGAUACAUUAACUGUUUAUUCAGUAAAAAAAAAUGAGACUCAUAUUAGCUGAUAUUACCAGCCAACUCAGGUAUAUUCAGUAUUUACAGUGAAAUCUAAAACUACAGAAGCUGGAUAGGGACAAAGUGGUGAUAGGGACAAAGAAAUGACCCCAUUUUAUCUUAUUCCACAUCAUUUACAGGACAUCCAUGGUGAACUACUUUACCAAUUCUGACUUAAAAAAAAACAAACAAACCCUAAGAUGUUAAAACUCAAAAUGCUGCAUAGAUAUAAAUGUUCAAAAAUUAAUUUGCAAUGUAAUAAAUUAAAGAGCAUUUGAUACUUAAGUGUUUGGAGCUGCAAACAGAGCUUAAUUCUGAC